Molecule: messenger RNA, 1048 nt
Organism: Hydractinia symbiolongicarpus
Lineage: Eukaryota; Metazoa; Cnidaria; Hydrozoa; Anthoathecata; Hydractiniidae
Exons: 1
Coding region: 352-1047 (231 amino acids)
Source: RefSeq, a predicted model, not a curated record
CCGAAAUCCUACGAUAAACAAGCAGCACGCGAAAAAAGAAAAACAGAUAAGAUAAGUUUUAUAUUGACUUGGAUUUAUAUUGACUUGGAUUUCUGCUCCACAGUUCACUGUGGUUUAUUUUUUGUAGAUUUCUGAUAUCAUCAUUUAUUUGCAACUGAUUGUAUUUUGAAAGUUUUAACAGUUUUUAGUCCCUGUAUACAGCUGAAAGCAUGGCUGAAAAUUCAAAUGCAAAUGAUACUACAGUUACUUCUCCUAAUACAACAAAUGUCGAAGGCACAGACAACGAUAUGAGACAAGCAAUUAUUGCAGAUGUACUCAGUGCAAUAAGAAAAGAGUUCUCUCCUUUACUGCAUGGACAAAAGAGGAAAUGUUGCCACUAGAGUUACAUCUCAUUUCCUGGAAAAAUGUCUUAUUCCAGAGGUAAAAAAGAAGAUAGGGAAAAGGCACUUGCUGCCUGAAAACUGUACUAAAAUAGCUGUGCCAAAGAUGAACAAAUGCAUUUUUAAUCUCAAAAGUUUUUCAGAAUUUCAAAAACGUAAUGAGAGAAAUUUGUACAACACACAGCAAACACUGUUGAGUGCAACAUCAGCCAUUAUAGAGGUGGUUGAAAAGGUUUUACAGUCUGAUGAAGGGAAAAAGCCCUUGAAUUCGAAGGAUGUUGUCAUGAAUUGUCUUGAUGCAAUAACAUUACUCGGGUCAGUCAAUGCAGACCUAAAUAAUAAAAGAAAACAAAAUGUUCGCACCUCUUUGAACCCUCAAUACCGGGAUCUAUGUAACCCCAGUAGACCAUGCAAUGAAUUUCUGCUUGGGGAUGAUUUACAAAAGGGUAUGAGAGAAGCCCAGGAAGCCUCAAAGCUUGCCUUGUCCUCAUCCAGUACAUAUAGCCACAACAAUAGCAGGAAAUAUCAAUCAUAUCCUUAUGUUGGAAGGUUUAGUAAAAUCCCUAGCUCAACGACAACAUUCAGGAAAGAUAACCAGAAUUUUUUAGAGAAGGGCAAGAAACCACAACAAAGUCAUCGGAAGCCCUUCAACAGAAGCAGGAAAUAAC